AUGGAAAUCGAACGAUCAUCUGGUAUAUUAGUCCAUAUAUCGUCGUUGCCAUCUUCAUACGGUAUUGGUGAUUUUGGACCAGAAGCCUAUAAAUUUAUAGAUUUCUUGGUGGAAACACGACAAAAAAUUUGGCAAAUUCUACCAAUAACACCAACCAAUUCGCCAUCACCAUAUUCAGGAGUAUCAGCAUUUGGUGGUCAUUGGUGGUUGAUUUCGCCUGAGAAGUUAGUCGAGAACAAUUUCUUAUCAAAAAAUGAUUUGAAAAACAUCAAUGUAUCUAAAUUUCAUGAUGAUUAUGUUGCUUAUAAAGAUGUACGAAAUUCGAAAGAAGAACUAUUAGCAAAGGCAUAUGAAAAUUUCAAGAUGAAUGAUAAAGAAGCAGAAAAUAAAUUGAAGAAUUUUUUCGACGAGCAACGUUAUUGGAUUGAUGAUUUUACCUUAUUUCUGACCAUUAAAGAACAGGUAAGUCUAGUAUACUCUGUCUCUUAUAGUGAUUUUAUUGAUUGUCACUUUAACGGCUGACUGGUGUAAUUUGAUGUGUUCAUUUGCAGUACACAAAGUGUUUCGAAAAUAAAACGGACAGAAGUCUAUAAUUUUUGUUUAGAAACAGAAUUCGAGAAUUCGGACAUGAUCGAUUUUUUUUGCACUAAAUGAAAUAAGAGAUUCAACCAACUUCUAUUCAGCUAUAUGUAUACCAGAUCCUGUUGAUUCCGACGAUUGUCAAAUCCGGACUCAAUAAAACUUUCGACUCUAGAUGAAGAUUCAAUAAGUUUCUGUUGUCUGAUGACAGAAAUAAAUAGA
This is a messenger RNA of Rotaria sp. Silwood2, 801 nucleotides long. The record is from the annotation of a GenBank genome assembly. NCBI's taxonomy places the organism in Eukaryota, Metazoa, Rotifera, Eurotatoria, Philodinida, Philodinidae.